Messenger RNA from Sesamum indicum (sesame), 1824 nucleotides. The record is from RefSeq and is a predicted model, not a curated record. Lineage: Eukaryota; Viridiplantae; Streptophyta; Magnoliopsida; Lamiales; Pedaliaceae.
AUGGUGAAAGAAGAAUGGGCAGUCGACGCCCAAGAAGAGCAGUGCAUAGUGUCUGUUCCUGUCAAAUCACCAAAAGUGCUUCCUUCCAGUGGCAAGAAGACUACAGUGGUGGGAUUUGACCAACACUUGGAUCGAAUCGUGGAUAAGCUUACCAGAGGUGAACCUGAUCUCCAUAUCCUCUCUAUUGUAGGAAUGGGAGGCAUUGAGGCUUGGAAUGAUUUAAAGUUGUUCUUUCCAAAUAACGGAAAAGGAAGUCGAGUUAUGCUAACUACUAGGGACUCAGGCUUGGCGAUUUCUUUAGGCUCUCAAGAAUCUUAUUCAUUAGAUUUUCUAAAUGAGGAAAAAAGUUGGAAUUUGUUUUGUCAGGAAACCUUUGCACAAAAAGAUUGUCCAUAUCCGAAAUUGGAAGAAAUUGGUAAGAACAUUGCAAUGAGUUGCAAUGGACUUCCACUAACUAUUGUUGUACUCGGCGGGCUGCUCGCAAACUCCAACAUGAAACUGGAAUAUUGGGAGUCUGUUGCAAAAAAUGUAAGCACUUUUCGUAAUUCAAAAGAUUACGACGGAUGUCUAAAGAUAUUGUCUUUGAGCUAUAACAAUUUGCCCGUUCAUCUGAAACCAUGUUUUCUCUAUAUGAGUGUUUUUCCUGAAGAUUCUGAAAUUCGUGUUUCCAAACUAACUAGAUUAUGGAUUGCUGAAGGAUUUCUAAAACCAAUAAGUGGUAAAAGCUUGGAAGAGGUAGCUGAGAAAUACUUAAAAGACCUUAUUAAUAGAAAUCUAUUUUUAAGUCUUGAAUUUGGGUUUGAUGGGAGAUUAAAAAAAUGUGGAAUCCAUGAUCUUUUGAGAGAUUUAUGUUUGAGAGAAUAUGAAAAAGAACAUUUCAUUUAUGCCCCAAAAGUGCAAUGUAUUGGUGCUAGCGGUGUGAAGGGGGACAAAUGCUUCAUAUGUCGCUUUGGGAGUUCACUCCAAAGGAUAGAUCUGAAUGAAGUGCAUGAUGCCUCGCAACUGACAUCUCUUAAAAGUGUUUUGGUCUGUAACACCUGUAGAAAUAAGCAUCGGAGUCUUAAUAAAGCGAGACUGGUGCGGGCAAGAUUAGUGAGAAAGUUGGGGCAUUCUGCUGAACGAGAAACUCUACACCCUACUAGCUUGCGGUAUCUUGAAAUGAUGAAUACGAGUGAAUACGAUUUUUCGUCUCCAUCUACAAUAGCUUUACUCUGGAAUCAAGAGAUUUUUAAACUUUUCUCUCUUCACCUUCUCAAUGUAAUGUGGGAUAUGCCUCAGCUUAGGCAUUUUCUUGGUUCAACUCAUUUUGUUUUGCCUAAGGAAGCGGCUACUCAAGAUUUCGUUAUUAUGGAAAACCUACAUACGCUUUCUGGUAUGAGAAAUUUCAGGUGUACAGAGGAGGUCCUGAGAAGAAUACCAAAUCUGAAGAAACUACGUAUUUACUAUGAUGAAAAGAGCAAAAUAGAAUGGACGUAUUAUUGUCUCUACAAUCUUGUCCGUCUACAAAAACUCGAAUCACUUUCUAUCGAAGCUGAGUUUCUUCCGCUAGAGAAUCUCACCUUCCCGACUUCACUUAAGAAGUUGCGCUUGGAAGGUUGGAGUAUUCCUUGGGAAAAGAUGAUGAGAGUUGGUUCCUUAUUGCCUAAUCUUGAAAAGCUUGUAUUGGAAUCUAAUUACGUUGAGGAGCAGGAGUGGAAUCAAGUUGAAGGCGACUUUCCUCGACUCAAAUUCUUGAAAAUUUCGAACAAUUAUCACCUGAAGCGGUGGAGGGCAGAAAAUAUCUACUUUCCUAGAUCCUCUUUCUAUAUGACAUGCUGGAGUUGA